This is a messenger RNA of Oppia nitens, 1779 nucleotides long. RefSeq names its product sodium-coupled monocarboxylate transporter 1-like. The coding region runs from base 1 to 1779 and encodes 592 amino acids. Gene Ontology annotation, biological process: transmembrane transport; sodium ion transport. The transcript has 14 exons. The record is from RefSeq and is a predicted model, not a curated record. NCBI's taxonomy places the organism in Eukaryota, Metazoa, Arthropoda, Arachnida, Sarcoptiformes, Oppiidae. Gene Ontology annotation, molecular function: symporter activity. Gene Ontology annotation, cellular component: membrane.
AUGGUUAACACAAACUUUUCAAUUGUUGAUUAUCUUGUGUUUGCAUUUUUGUUGAUCACUUCAUCGAUGAUCGGCAUAUUAUUUUGGUUUAAAUCCCGAAACAAGCCGUCAAAUGCCGAAUUUUUGACCGGCAAUCGCCAAUUGGGUCUAUUCCCGGUAACCAUGUCGCUGGUGGCCAGUUUUAUGUCCACCAAUACACUGCUGGGUCUGCCAGCCGAGGUCUAUCAAGUGGGUACACAGUUUUCAUUGCAACUAAUCGGCAUUGUUGUGGCCGUUGUGUUGGCCGCCGAAGUAUUUAUGCCAAUCUAUUACCGAAUGGCUCUAUUGAGUGUCAAUGAGUAUUUGGCCAAAAGAUUUAAUGCCCCCUAUAUUCGUAUGGCCGGAACCGUCGGCUUUCUCUUAUCAACUACACCAUAUAUGGCAGUUGUGUUGUACGGUCCGGCACUAGCCUUGAGUUCAGUAACUCCUCUAUCAAUUCCAACAUCUAUUUUAGUGGUUGGAGUUAUCUGUACUUUCUAUACAACAAUUGGUGGUAUUAAAGCAGUUAUUUGGACAGAUGUUUUACAAUGUAUACUAAUGUUUUUGGGUGUCAUCAUGGUCAUUAUUCAAGGUGUCAUUGAAGUCGGCGGAGUAGCCGAAGUGUGGAAUAUCAAUGAAAGGGGCGAUCGUCUAAAAUUUUUUAAUAUGCGAUUUGAUCCCUACAAUCACGACAACUUCUGGAAUGUGGUAAUCGGUACGACCAUCACAUGGAGUGCUGCCUAUUGUGUUACACAAACUCAGGUCCAGAGAUACUGUAGUAUGGGAUCAGCUGCUAAAGCCAAACGAACUCUAUACUGGAACCUACCCGGGCUACUAAUAUUGGCCAUACUGGCCAUACUAUGCGGAAUGGUUAUAUAUGCCAAAUAUCAUGCAUGCGAUCCAAUUACUCUGGGUAUUAUUGAACGACACGACCAACUGAUGCCCUACUUUGUAAUGGAUACGCUAUCGAAAUAUCCGGGACUACCCGGUCUAUUUGUUGCUUGUGUAUUCAGUGGAUCGCUCAGUACAUUAUCAUCUGGUUUUAAUGCAUUGGCUGCCAUAACCUGGGAGGACAUAGUCAAACCUCGUAUCAAAAUAACCAGUGAACGACAGGCGCUUAACAUAACUAAGCUAAUAGCCAUGUCUUAUGGACUGUUAGCCAUUGUAAUGUCGUUUGGUGUGGGAAAUGCCGGCACUGUAUUGCAGGCAUCGUUAGCAUUGACCGGUUCAAUGAUGGGACCAAUGUUUGCAUUGUUUAUUAUUGGCAUAUUUUAUCCCAGAGCAACUUCACUGGCGUCGCUAAUUGGUUUCAUAAGCGGUAUAUCAGUUAGUUUGGUACUAUCGGUCGGCUCAUUGAUUAUCCCGCGACCCAAAGUCUCAUUGCCCACAACUAUAGACUCUUGUGCUGCCGAACUGAUCCAGGAGUUACUGAUCAAACCAAACCAAUUAGCAAAACCAUCAUUUAUUGCUUAUUAUGAUAAUCCUGAUGGUUUCGGUAGAGUAUUUCACAUAUCAUAUCUACUAAUGUCGGCCAUAGGUUUAAUUAUUUCAUUGAUUGUGACCAUAAUAUUUAGUUACUGUAUAGGCAAACCUGAUGAUCAUAUCGAUGGCAGUCUAUUAUCGCCGACCGCUAAAUACAUAUUUUCAUUCAAUAAAAAACAGCAAACAUAUUGUCCAUCCGAUCAAAAGGAUGCAUUCGAUACUAAUAACAAAUCUGAUAUAUUUGAAUCAACUAAUAGCUAUAAAAUUACUGCUGUUUAA